AUUCCUCAGGGAUGUCCGGCGAACGCAGCCUCUCGUCGAGCGCGAAACCUCGAAUGGAUCACGAAAGCGUCGCGGGCGUCGGCGUCGGCGCCGAGGGCGCGCACGCCGCAAACCUUCGUGCUGGCGCCACCCUGAUGAAAAGCGUCUCUAUCUUCUUGAUGAGUGGCCGCAAAGCCUUCGUGAACCCCAAAAGGCUAACUUCUGCCAGCCCGAAGCACGAGCCCAGAAAAAGGCAUCGCAGAAGAAUGCCAGACGGUGGUGGCGCGAGGAAUUCCACCAACACCAUCAGGCUGAUCGAGUCGCUCAAGAAGAAAACUAGGUUCUCGUGGUUCGAAUUGGACAACCUGUGCAAGCUGUACAAGAAGCUAACCAGUUCUGGCCAGCAACAAGUAGGACAGUCGUUUAUUAUGGGUAGGAGGCAGCAAUCGAAUCAAGCUAUAGAGGGAAUCGACAGAACCAUUUUUCGAGACCUUCUGCACAACACGUUCAAGGUGAUCACGGAGGACGCAUUGGUGGAGAGGAUAUUUUGCUGCUGGGAUCGUGAGAACGAGGGUAUCAUCAGAAUGGAGCCGUGGAUCAUGGGGCUGGAUCUUUAUCUUCGCGGCAGUCUACGAGAAAGGAUUGAAUUUUGUUUCAAAGUUUACGAUCUCAACAACGAUGGUUUCAUCACAAAGGACGAGAUCUUUCAGUUGUUCAAGAAUUGCUUGAUAAAGCAGCCAGGAGAAGAGGAUCCAGACGAAGCGGUCAGGGAUCUGUCGGAAUUGGCACUGAAGAAGUUAGACGUCGAUCGGGAUGGAAAGAUUUCCUUUCAAGAUUACAAACUGGCCGUUACGGAGGAACCUUUGCUACUUGAGGCUUUCGGGCAAUGCUUGGCUACGGAAGAGCACUGUGCUUCCAUUAUAGCUACAUUCCAAUAAUAAAAGUUCGACAAGUAAGAAUAGAUCUCUGAAGUGAUGUAGGAUUGAUCCAUCAACCAGAUUGCCUUCUUCAUUGCAAUUAUUUCUAAUCACAUUUCAUACUUUCAACCACCCGCCUUGUUCGAUGAGAACCUUCUUCGGUAUUCUAUUUCCAACAGCUUCCGUCUUUCUGCAUCUUGCGCACCUAUUAUCAUAAAAAAGAACAAACAAACAAUUAGAAGCAAUAUUCACAUUAAAGGGUAAAUCCAUUUCGAAAAUUUGUAAUCAUGGCACCUGCCGUUUAUUAAAAACAAAUUCGAUAGUAAUCGUAAUUACAAACAAUAAUAAUAAUAUUAAUAAUAAUAUAAUAUAAUAUAAUAUAAUAUAAUAUAAUAUAAUAAUAAUAGUAUAAUUACAAAAUACGCUCGAUCUGGCUUUCUUACAGCGUGUUCGCUGAAUCAGUCUUAACCCUCGGAUUACCAAGCAUCGAAAUCACUCGUUUUCGAAGUAUACUUCUCUCCUCCGUUUUGUUUUCGUCUCAGGCUCCGUCGAUCGUACGUCGAAAAAAUACCGACCGAACCGUCGAUCCUCGAUCGAUAACCCGAAGGCUAAUUAAAUUAUAAAACGUUCUAGAGGUAUGUUACAGUGAUGCAGGGGUUUUUUUCGUUUACGUAAAUUGAAACAAUUGACUUUUUCUUUUUCUUUUCUUUCUUUCUUAUUUUUUUUUUUUUUUACUUUGCCGUGCGCAACAAAAUAUCUGCUCCUCGUCGCGGUACUUCCGGUUCCGGGGACCCGUGCCGCGACCUCAAGGUUCCUUUUCACGGACACUCGUGUUCCUUCUGUAUAUAUAAAUACACACUGUCCAUCAACAGUUUUGCGCAGCCUACCAUCUUUUUGUAAAUAAAGGUUUCUUUCUUUUGUACACACACACACAUA
Hylaeus volcanicus is the source of this 1832-nucleotide messenger RNA. Its product is annotated as calaxin. The transcript has 4 exons. Gene Ontology annotation, molecular function: calcium ion binding. The record is from RefSeq and is a predicted model, not a curated record. Lineage: Eukaryota; Metazoa; Arthropoda; Insecta; Hymenoptera; Colletidae. Bases 12 to 917 code for a protein of 301 amino acids.